AUGGCAGUCUUCUCGCUGUCCACACUUCUUCAGAAUGUUCCGCCGGGGACGAGGAUUUUGUCAGCAGCGCUCCUAGCACUCUCCACAUUGCUCUUCCUCUUGCGUCUUCGCACCGGACUCGGAUUCAGCACGCUCAGUGCUGUACAGUUCCCAUGGCUCGUCAUCGUCCCUGGUGCCAGCUUCUGGUAUCCAUGGACUCUCAUCACGGCAAGCUUUUGCGAAUCAUCCAUCCUCGAAUUCCUCGUCUCGAUCGUAUCCUUACCUCUAGCAGCGAGGUAUCUCGAGCGACAGUGGGGCGCCGUCGAGCUCAUCAAAUUCUCAGUUGUCGUGCUUGUAGGCAGCAACAUUAUUGCAUGGGGUCUCCAGCUUCUCCUCUUCGCCGUUUUCCGCAAAGAGGUGCUCAUUUGGGGUAUUCAGUUCCACGGACUACAAGCCCUGCAGACUGCCUUCCUAGUCGCAUUCACUCAGCUCAUUCCCGAGCACCAGGUCCAAGUGCUCAGCGGCGCUUUUAAGCUUCGCAUCAAGGACCUGCCCAUGCUUUACGUUACCGUUAGCAACGUCAUGUGCAUCAUUGGCUAUACUUCGCCCUGGAUCCUGAUCCAAUUCGGAUGGCUCAUUUCGUGGGCCUAUCUACGUUUCUUCCAGGUCAACGAAUCCGGCUACAGGGGGGAUCGAAGCGACGCGUUUGCCUUCGUCAACUGGUUCCCACCCUUUGCUCACAAGCCGGUUCAGUUCAUCUCGACAACACUUUUUGACCUUUUCGUCAAGAUCAAGGUUGUGCAACCCUGGAAUGGUGGAGACUACGGUGAUCUGGAAUCUGCAUCUAUCAACGGCCAGGCUCCGCCACAGGGCAGCGCACGCGCAGAGGCGGAACGUAGACGGGCUAUGGCGCUCAAAGCACUCGAUCAGCGUUUGUCCGCCAACAAAGGUUCCAGCUCUCGAUCUAGCAACUUGCAGCGCAGCGAUUCAGUCAAGUCGACAGCAUCCACUUCCAUUGCCAAGGACACAUCCGUGGCCGAAGGAAGUUCGUCUGCAUCCGCCUCGACGUCGGCGACGUCGGCGCCGUCAAUGCCGAUCCCAACUGUCGUGUUCGAAGCUCCUCCAGAGGACCUGCCGUCAGAUAAAGCAUCCAAGUAG
Messenger RNA from Mycosarcoma maydis (corn smut), 1137 nucleotides. RefSeq lists its product as uncharacterized. The transcript has a single exon. The record is from RefSeq and is a predicted model, not a curated record. The coding region runs from base 1 to 1137 and encodes 378 amino acids. NCBI's taxonomy places the organism in Eukaryota, Fungi, Basidiomycota, Ustilaginomycetes, Ustilaginales. Gene Ontology annotation, biological process: retrograde vesicle-mediated transport, Golgi to endoplasmic reticulum. Gene Ontology annotation, cellular component: Golgi apparatus; membrane.